UUCAUUAUUAACUUAUCCACUUUAUAUUACUUAUACAGCGCAAAGGCGUGUUGAUGUCUUGGAGAGAGAAGGGACCGCGUGGUCUCGACGUAGCACAAAAUGACUCGAUCAGUUUUUUUCUCUUUGGGGUUACGCACAGCCAAUACCUUGGGUGCCCGCAGUCCAAAGAACACGACAGCUACUACAUCUUCCUCACAUAUCUUGUACAGAUACGUGUUGUACUUGUGGUAUGAUAUACGAGGAUACUACACUUGUAUACAAAAUCGAGUCUUUCUGUGACGUAUAAGGUGCACUCUAAUAUCUUGUUCCCAUAAUGGGUGAUGAUCUACAGGGGCAAAGAUCAAGACGUUGGUUCCAGAACAUCAAAAGAUAAUGUAUGGCUAACUUUCAAUAUCGAGCUAUUACAAGACGACAGCAAAGAAGAAUGUGGCUCCUUGCUGAACCUGCGAGGGUAACAGAAGAGUCAUGACUACACAAGAAAUAACCUGAGAUAUGAGACACUUUACACCAAUGUGUAUGCAACUCAGCUAAAACUUAAGGAAAAACACCCGCCACACAACGCAUUAAAUUUUUCCUUUUUCA
Molecule: messenger RNA, 582 nt
Organism: Zychaea mexicana
Lineage: Eukaryota; Fungi; Mucoromycota; Mucoromycetes; Mucorales; Lichtheimiaceae
Exons: 2
Coding region: 100-279 (59 amino acids)
Source: RefSeq, a predicted model, not a curated record